Molecule: messenger RNA, 2385 nt
Organism: Rhipicephalus sanguineus (brown dog tick)
Lineage: Eukaryota; Metazoa; Arthropoda; Arachnida; Ixodida; Ixodidae
Product: histone deacetylase 1
Exons: 13
Coding region: 115-1692 (525 amino acids)
Molecular function (GO): histone deacetylase activity
Source: RefSeq, a predicted model, not a curated record
GUCUUGUUAUCUGGCUUCUGAAAAUAUUUGAAGAACUUGCAUUUCAGCGGCUGGUUUUGACAGCAAAAAUUGUCUAACAAACUAAUCAACACGUGACGUGACCCUCCAACAAACAUGGCCACCACGAUGCACUCAAAAAAGCGGGUUUGUUACUACUACGAUGGGGACAUUGGCAACUACUACUAUGGCCAGGGUCAUCCCAUGAAGCCCCAUCGAAUGCGGAUGACGCAUAAUCUGAUCCUCAAUUAUGGGCUGUACCGAAAGAUGGAAAUCUAUCGACCACACAAGGCAACACAGGAAGAGAUGACCAAGUACCACAGUGAUGACUACAUCCGCUUCCUGCGUAGCAUCCGGCCGGACAACAUGUCUGAAUACAACAAACAGAUGCAGAGAUUCAAUGUCGGCGAGGACUGCCCUGUUUUCGACGGCCUGUACGAAUUCUGCCAGCUGUCCACGGGUGGCUCUGUAGCUGGUGCAGUGAAACUGAACAAACAGGCGACAGACAUUGCGGUGAACUGGGCGGGUGGCCUCCACCACGCCAAGAAGUCUGAAGCAUCUGGCUUUUGCUACGUCAACGACAUCGUCCUGGCCAUCCUGGAGCUGCUCAAGUACCACCAGAGGGUGCUGUACAUAGAUGUUGACAUUCACCAUGGUGAUGGUGUAGAGGAGGCCUUCUACACGACAGACAGAGUGAUGACUUGCUCCUUCCACAAGUACGGGGAGUAUUUUCCCGGCACGGGCGAUCUCAGGGAUAUCGGAGCGGGCAAAGGCAAGUACUACGCCGUCAACUUUCCUCUCAGGGACGGCAUCGAUGACGAGUCGUACGAGAGCAUCUUCCAACCGCUCAUCUCGAAGGUGAUGGAGAUGUACCAGCCGAGCGCAGUGGUGCUUCAGUGCGGUGCCGAUUCCUUGUCGGGCGAUCGGCUGGGCUGCUUCAACCUGACUCUGAAGGGCCAUGGCAAGUGCGCCGAGUUUGUGCGCCGCUACAACCUGCCCCUGCUUCAACUGGGCGGAGGCGGCUACACUAUCCGCAACGUUGCGCGCUGCUGGACGUACGAGACGGCCGUCGCACUGGGCGUUGACAUUGCCAACGAGCUUCCCUACAACGACUACUUUGAGUACUUUGGCCCGGACUUCAAGCUGCACAUCAGUCCUUCCAACAUGGCCAAUCAGAACACUCCAGAGUACCUCGAAAAGAUCAGGACUCGGCUUUUUGAGAACCUCCGUAUGCUUCCUCACGCACCUGGUGUCCAGAUGCAACCCAUUCCUGAGGACGCCAUGGAUCAGGAGAGUGAAGACGAGGACAAGGUGAACCCGGACGAGCGAAUCAGCAUCCGGGCGUCGGAGAAGCGCGUUGCCUGCGACGAGGAGUUCUCCGACUCGGAGGACGAAGGCGAAGGUCGCCGCGACAACCGCUCACACCGACCCAAGAAGCACCGCAAGGGGCCUGCGCCCGGGUCGACGGGAGCGGCGACUCCCGGUGCCAACGCGGCUGCCACACCUGGCGGUGGAGCCGCGGUUGCCCCUUCGCCCACGGGCGGUGACGACGAGGCCCGGACGUCGCCUGCCGUGGACGUCAAGGCAGCCGUGCCUGCAGGUGGGGAUGGACCACAGGCGCUGAAGAAAGACGUUGAUGAUAAGGACGACAAGAAGAUGGACACCUCAACAUCGGAUAAAGAUGCAAAGCCAUGAAGAGGAGGGAAUGUUCCUUCCACUCACAUCUCAUGAAAGAAGAAGAGGGGGACACGAACAGGCAUCUCUUUUUUUAAUCGCACCUCCCCUCCUCAACAUCCGCAGCUGCCGAGAGGAUCAAAAACGGACUGCUCUCGGCGUGACUGUGCGAAUCCUGGCGAAGAAGAAGCCGUUUCCUCUUGCGCGGGAUUCACAGUAGCUAUAUUUAUCAGACUCUUCGGAAGAAGAAACAAAAGUAGUUUUUAUCGUCGCGUCACUCCCCCACCCCGUAAACCCCUUCCCCAAACACUGUUCCACCUCCCUCCCCCCCCACACUUGUGUCUGAACUUGUCGUCCCUCUCAUCGAAACACAUUUCUUCUCUCACUCAUGUUUUCUCAGUCUCACCAUGGUGGUGCAUUUCCAUGUGUACAAAGUGUUCAACUCGUCAUCUAAGAAGCACCCUCUGUUGAUACCUUGCUUCGUUAUGUAGACAUUUUCCUUUUUUUUUUUGUCUUCCUCAAGAGAGUGUUGUGAAUUUUAGAAACGGAGGUUCUUAAGAGCAAACGGGAAAAACCCCCAACGUGCACCGGUGGCUCUCAGAAGUGGCUGGCUACAAAAUUGGAGUCUCUGGCACGUUCGAGGGUUUCUUGGUCUCUCUUGUGCGAGUGAAUUUCAGUUGUGUCUGCCAUUAAUUAAAGAACUUUUGGGAUGGA